AUGACGAGAUCGGCCGCCAACUUACAGCCCAGCGCCUUCGCCUUGCCUGGCCUGCCGACGACCGAGAGGGGGGACCUGUCUGUAACUGGUGGCAGGAGACUUGGGGCCUUUCAGUCGCCUCCGCUGAACCUCCGCAGCCCUAGCCAACUAGCCUCCCGCCUGUUCAUGCGAAAAGACACCCAUCUCGGCGGCACCAUCAGCGCAAACUGGACAGCAUGCCCUGGAAUCACUGACUUGCACCAGUUCGGCCCCUGGAGCCAGGCUCCUAGGCGCACAUUUUCUGGUAGGCGGUGGAGUCUGCUUGUUCCGGUCGCCGGUCGCAUUGCGUCUAUCCGUAAAUUUGUCCAGCGCGGAGACUUCAACCCGGGGCCAACUACUGUGAGAUUGUACGAAGCUUCGUUCUUGAAUCGCUCGGCCAUGUCCUGUCUGGGGACUAAAAUAGUGCCUGCCCACUGUAAUGAGAGUCACAGGUACGAGUCUGCCGUGGUGUCGGUCGUCAGUGCUGCUGGUACCGUGGUGUGCGUGGUUAUCGCUAGCAGUGACGCAACGACGUGUUGCGCAAUGCUUGGCCGCACCGGGGCGCACAGCAUUGUUUGUACCUGCUGGCAGUGCUGCACGGUGAUGUGCAGAGGACUCGGCGCUGUGCAGAAGCUCACCGUGGACGAUGCCAGUAGAGCGACGGACAGACCAGGCAUAUGCAGGAUGUGA
Messenger RNA from Cordyceps militaris CM01, 708 nucleotides. RefSeq lists its product as uncharacterized. The record is from RefSeq and is a predicted model, not a curated record. Lineage: Eukaryota; Fungi; Ascomycota; Sordariomycetes; Hypocreales; Cordycipitaceae. The coding region runs from base 1 to 708 and encodes 235 amino acids. The transcript has 6 exons.